GGUAACUUCAAUACGACCUCACGUAAAGAUUUUCACACAUUCUCCUCUGAGGCUGAUCACUAACAGGACACACUGCAGUCUGUUCAGAGCGGCACACACAUAUUUGUUUUUGAGAAAAAGGGUUUGGAAGCUGCUGACGAUCAACAGAAGUUCAGCAGCUGACAUGGAAGCUGUAGUUGGACUGCUACUGAUGUGGCUCGGAUACUCUCAUGGUGUGGAAACUCACUGUGAUGGCAGACAGGAUGGAGCUCAGUGUUAUGGAGCUUUGGGAGGAACUGUGGACAUCCAGCUGACUGACAACACCUCAGAAAUAUUUAGAUACCAACUGUUAAAGAAUUCAUUAAAAAUACUAGAUGUCAGAAAUAAUACGGUUAUUUAUAAUACCAUAGCACACAGGUCUCUCGUUUUUCUCAGUAAUCGAACAUUUAGGAUCAAUAACCUGAGUAGGAAUGACAGUGGUAAUUAUACCCUUAAAAUCUUUGGUUCAGAUGGAACAUCAUCAGGCGAGCGGACUUUACAGUUGUUCAUUCAAGCUCCUGUGUCCUCUGUCCUGCUGCUCUCUGAGUGUCUGUCCCAGAGAGAGAUAAGGGUGUCCUGCUCCUCUGAGGGAGGGGACAGUCCUCAGUACAGCUGGACUCUGGAUGGACGCACACUGACAGAUGCUCAGCUCCUUUCUGUAAAUAAUGAGACUAACAUCAUCACUCUGAAACAGCACAUCUCAGGACGUCUGGUCUGCUCAGUGAGGAACAACGUCAGUGAUGUCUCAGAAGAACAGAAGACCUGUCGCUUCAUUAACUGCACCUCAAUCAAUGGGACACAGAUAUUAGGGUGGGUGCCUGUGGACAGUAACGGCCUGUGUAUUGAACCAACAACAGAACCUACCCCAGUCACACCAACUUCUGUGGGUAAGGAGACUGGCACAGUGUCAAUUACACAAUUCAACAAUGAAACUGUGACUUCCAACAGUGAUGACCAAUGGUACAUUACCAAUUUGCCACUGAUCGGUGGUGUUCUCUCAGCACUGGUAUUUUUCUUACUUGUGGGUGUGGCGGUGAUCUGUGCUCAGAGGAAAAAACAAAACAACAAACCUACAAAACCAAAAGAGGAUGAAUGUGACCAAGAUGUAACCUAUGCUGAUGUCAGGAUCAUGAAGCAACAGGGGAAGCCAGCGGUGCAAACAACAGAGGCGGAGGUGGAGGUGGAGUACGGCCAAGUCAAGUUUUCGAGGCGAUCUCGCCACACUGAACCAACAGGAGAUGAUUGUAUGUAUGCAAAGGUCCAAAGAUUCCGGUGAUUUAGGUUAUUGGUGUGUUCACACAGACUGAAGGUCCAUGGAGAGAAGAGAUGAUGUCAAGAUGCCAAAAGGUCUUUUAUUUAAUUCAAUUUCCCAUCAGAAAAAUAAAAAACCUUCAGAUUUCA
Molecule: messenger RNA, 1419 nt
Organism: Maylandia zebra (zebra mbuna)
Lineage: Eukaryota; Metazoa; Chordata; Actinopteri; Cichliformes; Cichlidae
Cellular component (GO): membrane
Source: RefSeq, a predicted model, not a curated record